This is a messenger RNA of Brettanomyces nanus, 2640 nucleotides long. RefSeq lists its product as uncharacterized. Gene Ontology annotation, cellular component: ribonuclease MRP complex; nucleolar ribonuclease P complex. The transcript has a single exon. Lineage: Eukaryota; Fungi; Ascomycota; Pichiomycetes; Pichiales; Pichiaceae. Gene Ontology annotation, biological process: tRNA 5'-leader removal. The coding region runs from base 1 to 2640 and encodes 879 amino acids. The record is from RefSeq and is a predicted model, not a curated record.
AUGCCACGUAAACCUCCUAAGCUUCAGCAUAAUCGAGUGAAUCAUAAACGUGAAAAGAUGUUCAAUUCGAGGAUCAUCCGGACGGAAUUGAAUGAUCGUUCGUUUACUAAUCCGACCAUUGCCAAUACCAGCGUUAUCACAUUCAAUAGCAUGGGAAACAAGUUGGAUGCUCCAUCUUUUCUUAAAUCACGUGAAUUUGAGAUUAAAUCGUUGGAAAAAUCACAGCUCAAGUCGAAAUACUCCUCUUCUACCAGGGUUUUUCAAAGUUUACCCAGAGAACUUCGAAGAAGGACUGCUAGUCAUAAUGUUAGAAGAGUCCCUAAAAGAAUGAGACCCAGAGCUCUAAAAGAAAUGGGUCUUUCAUUGAAUACUAAGGAUAAAAAGGAAACCAAGGGAGUUUCAAAAAGUGGGAAACCAUUGAAGAAGGUGCACUCUCGUGGUCGAGAGUUGUAUCGAUUGAGGAGAAAGUCUCAGUUGUUGAAGUAUGCUGGCAAACAUAAAUUAUCAGGACAUUUAAUUGAUGGUUCACCCAUUGACAUCAAGAAAUUAGACUUGAGGAAUCGAUUGAAGAUGAUCAGAGCUCAAAUAGAGAAGAUUGAGUCUGAUAGAAUGAAAGUUGGGAAAAAGCCCAAUACUGAUGUCUCUGAUGAUGCUAAUACUUUACUAGUAAAGGAUAGAAGAGUUGCUAAACAGGCUGUUAUAACUAUCAACAAUUUGACUGGUGCAUACGAUAAUACCAGCGUUAAUGAGAGCUCUGGUAUCCACCGCAUCAGUUCAUUGAAGUAUGCGACUCGUCAAACCAAGUUUAAAUGGUUACCUACACAUGUGUGGCAUGCUAAGAGAGCUAAGAUGGUGAAACGAUGGGGAUGGAAUUUGGUGAAUCAGCCAACUAUGAAAUGUUUUCGAAAAACUAGUAGAAGUUGGAGGGUUAAAGGAUGCAUUGCUUGGGAUACUUCAUACUUCAACACCAUCAUAUUGAACUGUGCUUCUUCCGAUUUACAUGCUUUUGAGAUCCUGAAAGAUAUCUACUCUCAUUUAUCUUGUGGGAAAGCCCUAAAAACAAAUUACAUUUCCGGAUAUAAGGCUUGGGAAGGAUUCAUUCACAUAAAUGAAGAACCCGUUUGCGUUGGAAGUCUUUUAUGGAUUAGAGGAGAACUUUCUGUUCGUUUGGUAGUUCGAUUUCAUCCCUCAGUAUACGAACUUGUGCUCAACAGCCUUUUAGAAGAGGUUAGACCAUACGAUGCUAUUAGUCUUCAUGACUGCAGAUACUCCAUUGGUUCAAUUACGGUGGCGGGUCCCAAAGCUUUGUAUGCACUUCAGGCUAUCAUCCAUUGUCCAGUCAAAAAAUGUCCGCAGUAUCAGCUAUGGAAGGUAUUUUCUCAGAUGAAUGAUGUUAAUACUAUUCCAUCUGGAAGCUGCUUUUCUUUUGAGAUUGAUGACCCGAGAUUGUGGAAUCAGCACGUUACACCACAUGCUUUCAAGGAAGCAAAUGUUGUGUUAGAAUCUUUAUGUGAUCUUCAAACUGGUAAUGCUGUCAAUAAGGAUGUCUUGGACAAGCUCUUUUCCAUCGAGGGUAGAAUUAAUUGUUACAAAAAUCAACAGUCACUCAAACAAUUGGGUAAGAGAAGAACGCCUGAAAGGUCUGGAAAGCCCAUUCCUAGAACAGAUGCCGAUCCUACCAUACCAAUAUGUAUUAUUAAGCAUUCAAAUGGUUACAAUAUUUUGCUUCCAUGGUUCUGGGUGAUGCCCGUAUGGUACCAAUUGGUCCACGUUCCUCAUUUAAUGAUUGGUGGUAUGAAACAGAUGAAUCAAUUUGCGUAUGAGAAGAGCCAGCUUAGCUUUGAGGAUUUGAUUUUCACCAGACAAGGUUUUAUCAAUGGGCGUAUUAAAAUGGAGCAGUGUUCGCAUGAGUGGAAUAGAAAGCCGAAGAGUAAACGUGUUCAGUACGAUGCGUUGAAUUUGGGUAGUGAAACAGGUGAAAAGUUAUCUCCUUUCGGUUGUGACUGGAGAUCAUUUCAAGUUCUACGCUACGCAUUGAACAAGGUUCCAAAAGAUGCAGAUAAUAGUCAAGUUUUUCCAAGUGAGUUUGAUGAAAUGCUCAACAGAGUCAUCAAGAAUAAAUUUGAUGCCUUUGAGAUUGUUAAGGAUAUCAAAAAAUCAGAUAAGGGACUUAGCCUUUUAGGAAGGUCAGUGUUUGAAAAACUUCCAGUUAGAUUAGACAGAGAAAAUGAGACCGUUGUGGAAUUGGCUAAGGCUGAAUCAUACGAAAUCACGUCGAAGGGAUUGCCUCAACUACAAGUGAGAGCAAUUGCAUUCGAGUGUUGCAGUAGAGGCCAUAUUACAGACAAUGCAAGGAUCUAUCAGAUACCCGAAUCUCAAAAAAGUUACUGGAUCUCGUUUGGACGUAAAGUCUGCAAAGAUGUUCGCGGUAGAAAUAUGUCCACGAAUCAAUUGGGGGUUCCGGGGAGUGAGUUUAUCGUGGGCCUCAGCACCAGCGCCACGAUCAAUUUGGUCAGAGGUUGUAGUACAGGAGUUGGAUUUAUCGAUGCUUCCUCUCGCCUUUGCGAGUACCUUCUUGUUAGAAACGUUGGCUCGGAUAUUUGCCAAGUCUGUACGUGGCAUUACAUAGUACUCAGAUAG